This is a messenger RNA of Desarmillaria tabescens, 1323 nucleotides long. RefSeq lists its product as uncharacterized. Bases 1 to 1323 code for a protein of 440 amino acids. The transcript has 11 exons. The record is from RefSeq and is a predicted model, not a curated record. NCBI's taxonomy places the organism in Eukaryota, Fungi, Basidiomycota, Agaricomycetes, Agaricales, Physalacriaceae.
AUGGCAACCUCGUCGACUCUCCUCUCCUCGUUUUUCAUUUGCUGCAACAGUUAUCGGCCGGUGUUCGCUAUGGAAGGGAAGACGAACCAGGCCCUGUUAGAGCAACUGCGGAGGGAGCACACUUUUGACUUGAUUCUUUGGGUUCAUGCUGAAAAGAAGCGAAGGAGAUCUUACCGGUGGAGAAAAGGACGAAUGAGGGGUAGUGCCGCUAAAGAUGAGGAAAGGCCGAACUCGGAUGUCAACGCCGCCAUCGCCUUUCAGUCCAAAAGACGCGCUCGCAAAACUGACGGAAGAUUCGACAAUGUCCCCUUUGACCCACGAUUCGCUGCCGACUUCACCAAUACCACCAGUACUUUCGAGGGGAGGCGAAAAUUACCUGUUUUGACACCAGACACGCUGAGCACAGAGCUAUUCAAGGACACGGCCGUUGAUUCUGUGUCGACGGCAACCAACUCAUCAGACGUGCCUAUGCGAUGCAUCUCCACGACCUCCUUUGCCUCCAUAAAAAUCGCUCUCAACAUCGCUUAUUCAAACCAACGAGAGAUGCACUCAGUGCUAUCAUCACGGCCCCUUUGUGUAGUUCAGUUAUUCCGAACUCUGGGAUUUCACACACAUCGAGGGUCACCAAUAUGGUGGAUAUCGAUAAACGGUCAGACGCGGAUUGCCGGCAACACCACUACGCUCCCUUCCCAUCUAUCCUCCGUGCAAUCGAGUCAGGAAUCUAGCAUCCAGGAUUUUGACUUGCGCGACGAUAGACGUAGACGCUUUCCCCGAGGACUAGAAGGGACGGAUUUUGGAGGCUGGGAGGGCACCGAGUCGGAUCAAGACUGGGUUCAGGUUGCCGCGCACGGGUCGAGUGUGAUGCGUGCGCUAGUAACUAUCGCUGUCGAGAAUGCCUCAAUGGAAUUCUCGGCACUCCCGGCACUCACAUUCCCUCAGCACUCGGACUGCUCGAUGUGCUGGAUGUUCGCCUUGUGGGUAUAUGGAAAGGGAAGGAGGGAGAUAGCAGUCAGGAGUCGGAUGCAGGCGAAGGGCGCAAUAGGCGUGUUGGGAUGUCUGGAGAGAAUAUAUGCUUGGUCGUCAUCGAUUCGUUGUUGUCGUCACUGGCGAAUAUGGGCGAAAGAGGGAAAACAACAAGGAUGCACGGACCGGCAGGCCGCCAUCCGUCGAACGACAAAACAGCAUUACAGCAUGCCUGGUUGCCGACUAGCCAAGUACUUGCUGUGCUUGCCAGCAAUGCACUCCAGUCGACUCGGAUUUCGUCUGACUGACAUAGCGAGGAUUAACUUGGAGCAAAAUCGCGUGAACAAAGAUGCCGCUUGA